AGGGACGCUAUAAAGCUGCUCUGUUGGGUUUGCUCUUGUCAAAAGUGCUGAAGAUGUGAGGAGGAGUGUGAAGGAACUGCUAAAGGAGCCGAAGGAACUUUCACACGUUAACGCGUUCCGUUCUGCUGGAGGAAUCUCGGGACAGAUUCGCUGAUUCUUUCUACAUUUUUUCUCAUUUUUUAGUUCUCUCUCUCUCUCUCUCUCUCUCUCUCUCUUUGCGCAACUCUUAAUUUAUACAUCUUUUUUUUAAAAGAAGAAGAAGAAAAAGAAACGUCUUUCCUCCUGAGCAGCCUGCGCUUAAAAUUAACGCGAUUUCAGUUUAGUUUCGUGUGUGUGUGUGUGUGUGUGUGUGUGUUUGACGUCGCCGUGAUGGGCGCGUGUCCCGCAGGCUCGGUGUCCGCGCUUCACCGGUGCGGUUCCCGGAACACACUCCUGGUGCUGGUGUGUUUGGUGUGCGGGAUAACGGGGACCUGGGGUCCGGGACUGUACAGCUACCACACCGGGACCUCGCGCAGCAAAGACCCGAGCAAAAGGAACUGGUGUCCCCAGACCGUGACUAAGACAGUGACGUGUCAGGUGCAGAAUGGGACGACUUUACAGCGGGUUUAUCAGACGUGCAGAUGGCCACAGGGAUGCUCCAGUGGCAGUUACCGUACAGUGGUCCGGCCCUCCUUUAAAGUGGUGUAUCGCACUAUCACAGCUCUGGAGUGGAAAUGCUGUCCCGGGUUCAGUGGAGCUCACUGUGAGGAAGGUUCUGCGAGCGGUAAUCUGGUGGCUCAGGAGGCCGUGAGAAAACAGGCAACUUUCCGCAAGUCCACGUUCCCCAAACCCUCAGAGCAGCUCUCCAGUUGUCUGAACUGCAGUAGUAUGGCAGCUCUCACUGACAGACUGACUUCUCUAGAGGAAAAGGUCCAGCUCCUUUCUGCCCACAGAUCUGCCUCGUCUGAAGGUGGAGGUGACCCCGAAUCCUCCUCCUCCUCCCUCAUGGGGGCUGCACCUGCCAGAGGAGCUCCAGGUGCACAGGGUCCUGCAGGUCCACAGGGUGAACGAGGCAGAGACGGGAACCCGGGAAAAGACGGAAAAGCAGGUUCUCAGGGUCUGCCCGGGCCGAAGGGGGAGGCUGGAGUGAGGGGACCAUCAGGUGCUCCAGGGUCUCGUGGAACACCAGGACCAGCAGGUCCUCAAGGCCCACCAGGUCUUCCAGGAGAGAGAGGUUUACCUGGACCUCCAGGACCUCCCGGACCUCCAGCCUCUGGCUCUGAAGACAGUGAGAAGAAAAACCUGCUGCUCUCCAACAGUUUCCCAGACCCUCGAGUGGCUCCUGCUCAGGGGCCUCAGGGGCCUCCGGGACCCAUAGGACCCCCAGGAGCCCGAGGCCCAGCCGGACCCCCGGGCCCAAUGGGACAAAGUGGAAAGCCAGGUUCCCCCGGUGUACCAGGACCCACAGGACCAAAGGGCGAGCGAGGAGAGAGAGGACCUCUGGGAUAUCCAGGAGAGAGGGGCUUCAAAGGAGAACCAGGUGAACCAGGGCCUAAGGGUGAGCCAGGGGAGAAAGGCCUUCCGGACGUUAGUUUGAAGAUGUUGCAAGACCUUCAAGCUGACCUGGAGCUGCUGGCUCGCAGGGUGCAGCUGCUGGAGGCGAUCAUCUGGCCAGAGCCAGAUGGAGGAUCCGGAGACGGUCCGUUCAGCACCUCGUCUACGGACUUCUUCCGGAACAAGCGUGCCGGGGUCCUGCCCUUCCGGGUCAAACCGCCGCCCCUCUUUACCGAGUCUAAAAUCCGAGGGAAGUCCUAAAGGGUCAACCUCUCGAUCCAGCUUGGACUGGCAAACCCUCACAAGUCCCUAUAACACGAACCGUCCUACAGAUCCACUCGCUCACUCUGGAACGUACCAUUCAAUAAGAAAAGGAGGGGGAAGGGGGAAACACCUCAGGGAAAGAACCAAGUGCUGCAGAAGUUCACCAUCUCAACUGGAAGUCAGUCUUUAACUUCAGACUCCAUUUUGCUUGUAAAAACAGAGAGAGAGAGAGAGAGAGAGAUGAAAUGUACUGUACACUCAUUCUAACGGUGCUGGAGUAACGGUUAUUUGGGACAAUAAGGGGACGAUACAAGCUGGUACACAUGACGGAGAAGAACAUCAGGUUAUUACUCGCUGAAGUCUCUUUAUAUAUAUUUUAACAGACCCCUUAGGGAAGGUAGGAAAUGUAUUGUAUGUAGGAAAGUACACACGUAUUCACUAUUCGUUUUUCAAACCUUUAAGCAAUAAAUUAGUUAUCCUCCCUAGCAUUAAAUGCACUAUUUUAGAUGUUUUUUAUUAUUAUUAUAUUAUUAUUAUUACUCGAGAAAUAAAAACGAAAUAGAACCCCCCCCCCCCCAUUGCGAAGGCUUUACGUUAAACCGAACUUACCUGACACUUGACGUUUUGACGUGGUGUAAUCUCUUUGUAUUUAUUUGUAGUUUCAUUGGAAUUUCUUACUACAGCGUCAUGAAGAACGAUCAGAGCUUUGGGUUUCCACUGCAGGUAGAACUAACGCCAAGUGCACACUACAUCAUCUCAGCCCGAGGUUUAUUUUAUUUAUCCGAUUUUUUCUGAGGUUGUACAGAGAUGAAACAUGAACCCUGCCCUCUACAGUCGUUCCUUCAUCAUAAAAAAAGUCAUGCUUGGAAACACUGCUGUUUUUUUCUUUCUUUCUUUUCAGCCUGAAGUUUAUUGAGCCAAAAAAACAUGAAAUGUACUGUAGAAACCCACAAUUUGGCAGGAAAUGUCCUGAAUCUUGGCUGAUACUGACUUUUCACACCAUUUUAACCAUUUGCAUAAAACAGCUUACAGUUUCCUAAGUGUUCAGCCAUAAACGUGGAGAUUUUGUGAUUUGGUGCUUGGACCCCUAUUAAUCGCUGCUUAUAGAAUCAUACUGAUCCUAUAAGCAGUGAUUAGUAGGGGUCCAAGCACCAGUAGGGUUCGAUAUUUUAGCUCUUAUUUUUGCCUAAAUUCACUACAUCACGUUACUUCGUGUCCAUUUUUGUCAAAGUCAUUAACGUUCUCACUUUUUUAAAAAGACGAUAGGAUUUUGGAAUCAGGUGCAUUUUUUACUUUUUCAAAUCGUUUUACUGAACGUAGUCGUAGAAAAGCAGAAUUUAAAGUUCAAAUCCUUGCUGAAAAAUCCAAAACAAGGACGAAUCAGAAAAAGCGGAAAAGUUUGUGAAUGGAAUUCUUCCCUCUGAUUGGACGUGACAUCUGUCACUCAAAAAACAAAUUUGUAUUCAUGCAGCAAAAACACUGAAUCUUAGGUAAAAAAAACCCUGGGUUGAAGUAGUGUAGGGUUCACUCGGCGUCCGUCACCUCUCUGAUUAACGAGGAUUCAAUUCUAAUGACUGCUAUUAAAAUAAAAACAAGACGAAAUGUUCUGGUCAAUCAGUCAGAGAUACUUACAGGGAAGUUUCUUUCUUUUUUUAAAAAAAAAAAAAAAAAGUGAUCUUGAUCAUGACCUACACCAUCUACAGAAGGUUCUUUAGGGUUCUCUGGCUGUUCUUCAGGAGAAUCUUUCAACCUUCUACAUGUAUAAAGACCUUUAAUUAAUCAGAGAACCCUUAAAGAAGAACUGUUUUUUCUUCUACAGAGCUACACACACACACAUCAGUUCAGGUGCUUCAGUGAGGGUCAUCCAUCCAUUUUCCUAAUUAGGGUCACGGGGAUCUGCUGGAGCAUUUCCAAGCACACAUUGGACAAAAGGCAGGGGUACACCCUGGACAGGUCACCAGUCCAUCACAGGGCCACACAACCACGGGCAAUUUAGAAUUACCAAUCAACCUAAUAUACAUGUUAUUGGACUGUGGGAGGAAACCGGAGUACCCAGAGUAAACCCACGCACAUGCAAACUCCACACAGAAAGGCUGCUGGGAUUCAAACCCAGGACCUGCUUGCUGUGAGGCAACAGUGCUGACCACUAAGCCACCGAGCUGCCCUACUGAGGAACAGUUCAUUAAAAAAUAAAUAAAUAAAAAUAAGUCUAAUUGAUGAGAAAAUUUACCUGCAACUUGAAUUUUUUAAAUUUUUUUUAUUUUGUCUGUUGCUUAAUAUCAUCCUCCUGACUGAUAAAACACUUGACUGACUUCCUUUUUUUCCUAAAUAAAGACUCGUCCUUUGUCUCGUUUUCUUUUUUUAAUCUCUAAUUGUUAAUUAUUUAAAAAGCAGUCAUGAGUUGAUGUUUCUGCGUUCUGUACGACGUCACACUGCGUGCCAGACAGUGCAGUGCAGUGCAGCGUCACACGGGAUUAUUCUCUUCCUUCGGUAUUUUACGGCUUUUCCAGUCUUUUUGCUUGGAUUCUGUCUUGUAAGUGUUUGGAAUGGUGUUAAAACAAUAAAGUGUUUCGUCUUCUU
Molecule: messenger RNA, 4377 nt
Organism: Hemibagrus wyckioides
Lineage: Eukaryota; Metazoa; Chordata; Actinopteri; Siluriformes; Bagridae
Gene: emid1
Product: EMI domain containing 1
Exons: 16
Coding region: 370-1794 (474 amino acids)
Molecular function (GO): protein binding
Source: RefSeq, a predicted model, not a curated record